CGCUGGGUGUCCCUCAGCGGGAAGGCGGGAGGCUCGACCGCGGGCGCCUCUGCUGGGGGCGGCCGGUGCUGCCGCUCCCUGUGCGGCGCCUCCUCAGCCCGGCAGCGCGGCGGGCGGGCAGAGGGACGGGAGCUCGCCGCCGCCGUCGCUUCGGAGCUGUGGCAGCGCAGCCGGACCCCACGGCCCGCCUUGAGGGCGGCGGUGGGGAGCGCCUCCGCUACCGGCCAUGGAGCUCUCUCUGCGGCUGCUCCUGGCAUCCUGCCUCUCCCUGGGGGUGGCUGGCGAGUUUGACAGGAGGUGGCCCAGGCAAAUAGUCUCCUCCACAGGACUGUGUCGGUUUGGGAGUAGAAUUGACUGCUGCUGGGGCUGGGCCCGGUUGUCCUGGGGACAAUGCCAACCGUUCUACGUCUUAAGGCAGAGAAUAGCCAGCCUAAGGUGCCAGCCCAAAGCUAUAUGCCAGCCAGGAUGCAAACAUGGUGAUUGUGUUGGGCCAAACAAGUGUAAGUGCCACCCGGGGUACACUGGAAAAACCUGCAACCAAGAUGAGCAGCUGUAUACAAGUCCACCUGGUCACAGCAGUGAGGCACGUCUGUUCCGCCCCCUGGAUCAUGAUGCAAGAAAUAUAGGAUCAAGGGAUCUAAAUGAGUGUGGACUAAAGCCACGGCCGUGCAAACACCGGUGUAUGAAUACCUACGGCAGCUACAAGUGCUACUGUCUGAACGGCUACAUGCUUAUGCCAGAUGGAACGUGCUCGAAUGCCCUUUCUUGCUUGAUGGCAAACUGUCAGUAUGGCUGUGAUGUGCUGAAAGGGGAAGUGCGCUGCCGCUGUCCGUCUCCGGGACUACAGCUAGGGCCUGAUGGCAGGACUUGCAUAGAUAUUGAUGAAUGUGCUACUGGGAGAGUCAUCUGUCCACAAUUUAGGCACUGUGUCAAUACUUUCGGAAGCUACAUUUGCAGGUGUUAUAAAGGCUUUGAUCUAAUGUACAUCGGAGGCAAAUACCAAUGCCAUGAUAUAGAUGAAUGUUCCCUUGGCCUCCAUCAGUGUGGUAGUUUUUCACGAUGUUACAAUAUCCCAGGAUCCUACAAAUGCAAGUGUAAAGAAGGGUACAGAGACAACGGAACAAGCUGCAUACUUAUUCCUAAUGUUAUGAUUGAACCACUUGAUCCAUAUCAUAUAAUCAAGGGCAACAGCACGCUCCCUAAGGGAGACAGUGGUAUAACCAAUAGGAUUCCUGAUGUUGGAGGCACAAGGCAACCCCUCAGACCACCAUAUGUACCUGCUGUUGUUACAGAAAGACCAGUGAUUAGACCGACUCGACCUACACCCCGGCCAACGACUCGACCUACACCCCGGCCAACGACUCGACCUACACCCCGGCCAACGACUCGACCUACACCUCGGCCAACGACUCGACCUACACCUCGGCCAACGACUCGACCUACACCCCGGCCAACGACUCGACCUACACCUCGGCCAACAACUCGACCUACACCUAGGCCAACGACUCAACUGACAGCAAGGCCAACCACUAGGUAUGUGCCAGUGACAACAAGGCCAGUGACAAGGUCUCCACCUCCAACAGCACCUCAACCUCCAACAUUAAGACCUACACUACCAGCACAAACAACUCCCUUGAUAACAGCUGAAGAGCCUUCACAUAUUCCCAUUGAAACUACAUCUUCCCAAGGAAUUACAGAUGAUAACAGGAUCCAGGUAGAUCCCCAGAAACCCCGAGGAGAUGUGUUCAUUCCACGCCAGCCUGGAGUGAGCAAUAAUCUGUUUGAAAUACUUGAAAUUGAAAGAGGGAUUACUGCCGAUGAAUUUGAAGCAAACGAUGACCCAGGUGUGCUGAUACACAGCUGUAAUUUUGACAGCGGACUGUGUGGAUGGAUCAGGGAUAAAGAGGAUGAUUUGCACUGGGAGCCAGUGAGAGAUGCGUCAGGACAUAUUUCACACUCCCACCUCUUCUGUAUGUGAAAAUCGGAACUGAGGAUUCCCAACAUGAAAGAGCAAUUGAGAAUUUACACUUUUAUCAUACCUGGUAUCUUCACAACAGAAAUGCCUCUGAAGGAAUAGAAAAUAUAUUCAGUAAGAGGUUAUCUGUCUUAAAAGAAUCAAAAAGAACAAAAAUGUGGACUAGAGAACAACUUUUAUUUACGGUGAAACAAAGCUUAUUUUUCAAACCACCACGCAAACAGAAUUAUUUCCGUAUUACUAACAAAAUCCCAGAAUGUGCUGGGAAUAGUCUUUGUUCUGCUGCCAAAUAUAAUGUUCUACUUUAACCUCUCAGUUUGAUUUUAUUGAAUUUUACUCCAAGUUACAACAACAUGUAUAUAGGAAAACUGUUGAGUAACUGGAAUGAAGACAAGUUAGGUGCUAACACGCAGAGACUGGGUAUGUUUGGGAUGGUAAAAAGGGACCUUGUAAUGAAUAUCAGAGGGAGUGCAUACUUGCCACUUGCAGUAUAGGUGAAGCCAAAGCAGCAACCACUUGUAAUCACUCACCUCUGCCACUGUGGCUGAGCAGAACUGCACACUUGUGCUGCUGGAAGCUGGUUGUACUUUGUCCCCUGCUGAUUUUACUGUAUGGCACUGAGAAGUUGGUUGUCCCUGCCUGUGAACCCUCCCCCCAGCAGAGCUUGCCCCAUAGUGCUGGGGAUUAGACACACAUCUCUGGCUCCCCAUAAUGAUGGGAUUACUUCAUACCCAGAAGAGCAGCCUUUGAAGUGCACAAUGCUUACAUUAUGCGAGGGGAUGGUGGACUUCGGAAGGAAACAUGCUCUCAGGCGGUAAAACGUUACAGGUUAAGUUGAGGGAGGGUGAGGGCACUGAGAGCCAUUUCCUUACGCAGCACCUCAUCACAGAUGUCUGCCUUACAGUGCCCUUGAUGGCAGUCAUUUGCCACCGCAGCAGGUGACCUGGCACCUUUUCCAGGCUGUUUAGCUGGCUAAGUGGGAGUGCUGUCUUCACUGACUGGGCAGGCCCCUGCCCCAUCACAGGCAUGCUCUAGUGUCUCCUGUGCUGCUUACAACACUUAUAAAGUCUCAGAAAUGGCUCAGAGAGCAGAGCUCCUUCCUCCUGCAGAUGAGAGAACAGGCAGCUGUCUCCUGCGUGCAGGCUGGCAUUUGUAAAGAUCACACGUAAUCCAAACAUCUUCUUGGUAAAUGGAUUUAAAACCACUUUGAGAAGGUCACUCAAAGCAUAUACAUUACCUGUGCUCAAAAGUUGCUGCUAAUACAGUUCCAGAAGUAUGAUUUUUAACUGGCUUUUUUUUAGCCUUUUUUUUUUUUUCCCCUCCUGCGCUGCUUCCCAGCCAGGGACAAUCCCAGCUUUUUGUUUCCUGUGUAUGUUCUGCUGCUGUUGACAUAACCUGUUAAAACUAGUCCCUUGAAGUCACCCACCCACACCCUCCUGUCUGCAAUACCUUGUUGCAAGGAUUUAUUUUCACAGCUUGUUCCUGAGUGUUUGCUUUCACCUUUCAAAGUUUGCUAUUUAUUGGUUUAUCAGAAUGCAUUUUGAAAGGUGCCAUGCUGAAUGAAGCCUUACAAGCUUAUCUUGCAUGCAGAAAAUGCUGAUGUGAGGGGACCUUUUCCUGCAGGCGUAUGUUGGCUUUGUGCUUACCUAAAUCUGUUUCCCAUUGAUUGGGUUUGGUCACUGUAACUAUCUGAAACAGAUGCAGUUAAUGAGUUAAGGCAGUAGUUUUGUAGUGAUAGAAUUGUAUCUACAACAAACAGGUGCAGUUAUUUAAACUCUAUUAUGCUUAUUUUAGCAGUUAGUGACCUUGAGGCAAAACCAAUGCAUUAAAAAUACCCACAAAAAACAACCCACCACCAAAAACUGUAACAGCUCCUUGGGCAAAUGGAUCCCAUUUCAUGCCCAAAUACAGAUCUGGGGGCUCAGACAGCACUAUAAUACUUUGCUUUAUUAAAUCUCACAAAGACUGAAGAACUUAAAACCCUAUGUAGUAGUAGGGAAUUGGAGACAAGGUUGGCUGUCCUUUUCAGUGUGCAACAAGCCCUUGGUUCAGUGUCAUUAAAUCACACCUGAGGUGUGAGGUGGCUUUCAAAAAGAAGUUUUCAAAACCAUAAAGCUCUGGUUGAGUAGUAGCAGGGUGACAAUUUAAAUGAAAAAUAUUUUUCUAUCCUAUAAUUAAGACUGUGGAUAGCAACCCUAUUACAACCCCCCAGGAUUUCUAUGUCAUUAGUUUCAACUAAGGAGCCUAACUGCAAACUUUAACUUAAGUUCAUUAACCUUAGGUUUGUUGGAUGCUGCCAUUCCUAGGAUCUUCUAAUUUUCAUGUUCAUGUUCUAGGUGUUUUUAUGAAGGCAUCUUUAUUUCAUAGAUGAUCAGAGAUAAUAAUAUAGUUUUGAAUAAGUAUGGAUGUUCCGUGACAAGUUACUGUUAGAGAAGACUUCAGGGAGUGUAUCAAGUUAACAGCCAUUUGGAAAUCAAUGUUAUUUCUAUCUUUCUGUACGUAAUCCAGAUUAGGAGUUUAAAUUAUGGUUAAACAAAAAAGCUAUCUGUG
This is a messenger RNA of Pezoporus occidentalis (night parrot), 4525 nucleotides long. It is a transcript of the gene NPNT, whose product is annotated as nephronectin. Gene Ontology annotation, cellular component: membrane. The transcript is spliced from 13 exons. The coding region runs from base 227 to 1978 and encodes 583 amino acids. Gene Ontology annotation, molecular function: calcium ion binding. The record is from RefSeq and is a predicted model, not a curated record. Lineage: Eukaryota; Metazoa; Chordata; Aves; Psittaciformes; Psittacidae.